AUGAGGAAUCUUGAACAAAACUUAGGUGGAUUGUCCCAUCAUGGAUGUACGCAGGGACAACAGAAAGUAAUUAAAAACGGAGAAGGCCAAAGGAAUAAAGAGUUUGAUACCAGCCGGAGAACUUGUGCGAUAGCUGUUUCACCAUUCUUGUGUACAGGUCUACCCAACGCUUCAACUAAUAAAAAGAGCAGUGUAUGGACAUUUAGCAAAAAUCAAUUACAGCAAACAUAUAAAAAGUGUUUCUGUUGUAUCUGCAUCAAACCUGAUGCAAAACAAUCAGACCACGAAAAAAGCCCUAAAGUUAAUAGUAAUAAUAAACACGAAAUUAAGAAAACGAUAAAAGAAGAGAUAAUAUAUUCUUGGUCUACGGUAUUCAACACUUUAAAAUCUACCCAAAGUGUAGAAAAAGUUGUGGAAACUCCUCCGCAAAAGAACCAAGAACCAAAGAAACCACUGUUUAGUCUACCACCAAAAACUGAAGCUAAAAAUGUUUCGCCAGUGUGCCGUGGUAUUAAAAACCAAGGGGCAACUUGUUAUUUAAAUUCUUUCAUCCAAGUCAUGUUCCAUACGCCGGAGUUUCGUAACGAGUUGUUGGAACUGACAUUCCCUAAUGAUUCCGGUGACGACAAUUGGUUUAACGUAGCUUAUCAACUUCAAAGGCUUUUUGUAGAACUACUUGGACCUGACACAUCGGCGGUCAAGACUAAUGGCUUAACAAAAAGUCUUGAUUGGACUCAGGAGGACACAGAUAUCCAGCAAGACGUCCAAGAGUUUGGUCGAUACUUUUUGGGCAUCUUGGACGAGAAGUUGCAACUUUCAUCGUCCGCUAACAUGAUUAGUCAUUUAUUCAGUGGCAUUCAGGUCGAAUACCUUACUUGUACUAUGUGCAAUAUAAGUAAAGAACAGUAUUCCACAUUUUUUGAUAUUUCUCUGCCUAUUCGCUCUAUUGAUGGAAAGACAUCAUAUGACUCGCUGGAAUAUGCAAUAGAACAAUAUUUAAGACCUGAAAUAUUAGACGAACAUUUUUGUGACAUUUGUGGAAAAAAAAGCAAAUUUCUAAAGGGGCAACAAUUUAAAGAGCUCCCAUAUAUUUUAUGUUUUCAUCUAGGUAGGAUUAAUUAUAACAUAAAUAGUCUAAAGCCUGAAAAAAUAAAUGACAAAGUAUCUUUUCCAUUUUUCAUUUCAAUGGAUGUGGAUGGCUAUAAUUCCAUAUUUGAAUUAUACGGAGUGAUCAUUCAUAAAGGUGAAGCCACCUUUGGGCACUAUUUUUCUUAUAUAAAAGAUUUCAAGUCGGGACAGUGGUUUGAAUGUAAUGAUGAUAUUAUUACUCUCAUACCACCACAUAAAAUUGAAAGUACUUUUAGCGGAAAAUCAAGCGCAUAUAUGAUAAUGUAUCGACUUUUUGAUAGAAACAGAAAUCGAGAAGCUUACACAAUCGAUGAACUCCCAGCGCAUUUGAAUUUACGUUUUACUCAGGUUAAACUUAUCAAAGAAUUAAAUGUUGAUUAA
Daktulosphaira vitifoliae (grape phylloxera) is the source of this 1509-nucleotide messenger RNA. Its product is annotated as ubiquitin carboxyl-terminal hydrolase 47-like. The record is from RefSeq and is a predicted model, not a curated record. Gene Ontology annotation, biological process: protein deubiquitination. Gene Ontology annotation, molecular function: cysteine-type endopeptidase activity; cysteine-type deubiquitinase activity. Gene Ontology annotation, cellular component: cytosol; nucleus. Bases 1 to 1509 code for a protein of 502 amino acids. NCBI's taxonomy places the organism in Eukaryota, Metazoa, Arthropoda, Insecta, Hemiptera, Phylloxeridae. The transcript is spliced from 9 exons.